CCCCCACCGAACUUCCCUUCCACAGGCUCCAACCAAUCGCACUCGCCCAUCCGUCUAUCCACGCGCAAGGCUUCAACUAUCGCCCGGAUCUGUCAUAGAUCCCUUUUCGAAUAUCCCAGCCGUUUCGGCCGCCUUGCUUUUACCGGAACCAUCAUACCCUCCAGACUGGCCCAAAAUGUCAUCAUCCUCGAAGACGAAGCUGGAUCAAAAGCUGCAAAGUUACACGCCACUUAAACCCACGGAUAAAACCAAGGAGUUCCUCCGCGACUUCUUCAAGACCCUUCCUCCUGAAGGAAAAGGGAAUCUGUUAGAGGACGUUUCAGAGUGUGCAGACGAUGAGAAGCUUCGGCAACUGGUCCAAAGUAUCAGAACCGGGCUGUUAAUUCCUAUGAAAGCACAGGGUGGAAAAACACCCACUGAAAUCACCCCCUCCCCGCGUCCUGGUGUUGAAGAUUCAAUCGAGGAUCUUAAGGGCCAAGACAUCGACUCUAUCAGCAGAAGCGUUCAGUCGCAACUCCGGUCCCACUGUUUAGAAAGAGACGGUAACAAAUGUCUUGCAUCGGGGUACUACAGUUACCUUCACCCCUAUCCACAAAACGCAAAAACGGCCCGUCUUGAAGCAGCCCACAUUAUUCCAUUUGCACUUGGAUCCUUUGAUGCAACGAGCGGCGAGGCUGUGGAUAGACACGCAAAGAUUUGGGUUAACCUCACGCGCUACUUUCCAACUCUUCGCCGAAUAUCCUUUACCUCAGAACAGAUUAAUUCAGAAAAGAACGUUAUGAUGUUAGACACCCUCAUUCACGCUGAAUUCGGACAGUUCAAGCUCAUUUUUGAGGCAACCGGAAUUGAUCACCAAUAUCGAAUCAAAACCUUUCCAGGAAUUCCGACAAGGUCAAUAGAGGGUUUACCCAGAAAUCGGCUUGUCAGUUUUCGAGUUCAUAAAGGACGUUGGGAACUUCCACAUCCUAAACUUCUCGAACUCCACGCUUCCAUUGGAAACUUCCUACACAUGAGUGGUCAGGCGGAGAUAAUUGACAAAGUUUUAAGGAAUUUUGAAGAUUGUGGUGGGCUUGCCCCGAGUGGAAGCACCAACAUCGAAGACCUUCUUGCAGUGAGCAAGCUCUCAUUACUGACCUCGAAUGUCGACGAAACGUCCCGGAAGUCCAUGGAUAAGCCACGUCCGAAGGAGGAGCAAGGACGCCUACAAGCGAAAUUUCCUGACACCGAGAAUCAGCCAUGGGGAUACUAAAUCUUAGGGAUGGUCGUGGGCGCAGGAAUUUGUGUCCUUCUCCAGAUGUUAGGCAAGAAUAAAAUACGACCCACAGACUUAAAUUUUGUUAAUCGAAAUAUUGUAGCAGAAGGGUUACAUGAUUACGAAUAUGCUAUAGUGAAGUACAAUUUUCGUUCACACCACUAUCCUGGGAGAACAGAUUUAUUGGGGGG
Messenger RNA from Penicillium brasilianum, 1443 nucleotides. Lineage: Eukaryota; Fungi; Ascomycota; Eurotiomycetes; Eurotiales; Aspergillaceae. The record is from the annotation of a GenBank genome assembly.